This is a messenger RNA of Paramecium sonneborni, 944 nucleotides long. NCBI's taxonomy places the organism in Eukaryota, Ciliophora, Oligohymenophorea, Peniculida, Parameciidae. The record is from the annotation of a GenBank genome assembly.
AUGUUAUUAGAAAUCAAAAAUUUCUAAUUUAUUCCUUAAUCAUUAAUAAUCUCACUUGACAAUGUCUUAACAAUCAAAGUUCUUAAAAUAUAAUCAAACAGUCAGAUUUAUUGUUAAGAAAGAUAUUUUAUUUUGGCAAUUUCAUAAAGUAACUAAUAAGAAGAGGAAGAAGAGAUAGAAACACCUCCACUUUAUGAAAAUCAAACAUUUAUUUAUAAGUUCACUAAAGAAGGAAAUUAUUUAAUUCAAUGUCUGAAUUCUAUACCUUUUAAAGCAUAUAUUUCAGUAAUAAAAAACGAUAAGGAGAUAUGUGUUAUCUAAAAGAUGAAACAAACUAUAAAUAUUGAAAAAAAACCUUUAAAACUAUAACCAAAGAUUGAUAUAUAUGCACCUGAAAACAGAAAGCUUAAAAUGUUAGGCAGUCAAGAAACAAGCAUGGCAUCUACAAUAAUUCUAGAGCAAAUUAAAGAAAAAUGUUUAGGAGAAGAUGAAAAUAUUGAUAUAGUAGAUUUGAUAAUGAAUAAUAAAUCAAAUAGUAAUAUCGAAACAGUGUCCACCUUUAACAGUUCUUUCUAGUAACCAUAAAAUUUAAUGAAGAUUAAGACUGACACAUAUUCUGAUACUGGAAAAUCAGAAUUUAAUACCAUUUUAGAUAGGAAAAGUUCUGAUCCAAUUGUUUGCACUUCUAAAGUUUAAGAUAGGAUAACACCUACUAGAUAAAAACAAUUGUAAUUUAGUAUUUUUGAAAAAAUUCAAUAAGCAAUUUUAGAUUCAAAACAUUGUGAAAUUGAUAUUAUAAAGAAACAAGCAGAGUUCAAGCUAAUUCAUUGUAAAGGAUUGAGCAUAAUAAACUAUUUGGAGAUAGGUAUAUUAGUCUUUUAUAUUUAGAAUAUGUUAUGAACAUCUCGAAUAAAGCUAAUGUAAAUAAUGAAAUACAGAAUUGA